UACAUGCACGCUUUAGUUGCAGUUGUAGAACCGGGUGAGGCUAAUUGUUGUUAGCCGUGUUGGAAGCUAAGCUAACUGAAGGUCUCUUUGAAUUGAACAGGAUUAACCAAUCAAUCUGGCAUAAGUGAUUGGCAGACUGACUUCAUCUAUUUAAGUACUUUCAGUUUACCUCCGCACUUCCAGCUUAAAGCCCAUAUUGGAGAAGCCCGAUGGUGGAGGCCUGCUAAAUCUUGCAGGUAAAUGCCAGGUGGGUGGCCCAGGAGGAAUGGGUGUGGCUGGACAUGAGGGUCCAAGUUAAUAAAAACACCAACCAGGCGAAGCCCGCUCCAGCCGAUAUGUCGGAGUAUGGCCGCUCGCGGAGGAAACGUGUGCCCAAGCUGUGCGACUGCUGCGGGCCAAACGGCAAGCCUCACCUGCCGGGCCAUGAUCCUGUCACAAAGAGAAGAGGCCGGAAGAAGAAAGAAGUGGAAAAGGAAGUGGAGGUGACGACUGAAAAAACUUCACAUUCUGUUAUAGUGGAGCAGGCCUCGACAGCAGAUACGGACAACAUGACUGUGUGCGACGUUCAACAAGUAACACUUUCUGAAGAGACCCCAAUCCUGAGCGAGGAACAGAUUAUUUCUACAGCCAGUGAUUUACCUUUUCUGCUCAAUGGCACCGUGCUCGGUCCAGAAAAAAUUAACAAUGAAAUUUCAGAUACGGAUUCCAUUUCACUUACUGACUCCAAACAGAGCGGUUCAGUCACACAAACCAGUUCAGACACACACUGUGAUCUUACCAGUUUGGACUUACACAGCAACUGCAUGGAAAAACUGGCAGAACCUUCUGCACACAACAGCGAUGUCGUGUCAGAUCAUCCAGCAGAUGCAGAGGCCAUGGAAGUGGAACAUACAGUGUCAUCUGCCUAUCUUAACAUAAAGGCUUUAAGGGACCACCGUUACUGUAAAUGGCCUCAUUCAGCAUCAGAAGAACAACAGGCUGAUGCUGCACAGCCCCCUUUGACUGAAAUCCAACAGGACGACAUUGUGGAACAUCUUCACGAAUACCUCGAGCUUUUCUAUGGAAAGUAUGGGAGCUUUAUUCCACUGAGUGAGGAAGAUAUCCUGGAGUACCUGAACAAACACUUGAACUUAGACUUUAAUGACAAAAGAAAAAUGAUAAGCAAAGAAGUGAUGAAGUACCAGGCCAGCUUGGCUUGUGCUUCCAUGCAUUUCUUUAAAGUGACCUACAAUAAGCACACACUGGCCCUCGAAGACCUUUCAACACUUGGUGACCAAAACUGGGUCAAUGACCAGGUUAUAAACAUGUAUGGUGAGUUGAUCAUGGACGCUACAAACCAUAAGGUUCAUUUCUUCAACAGCUUCUUUUACAGACAGCUUGUAGCUAAGGGCUUUGAAGGAGUGAAGAGGUGGACCAAAAAGGUCGAUGUGUUUUCUAAACGAUUGCUGCUGAUUCCCCUCCACUUGGAGAUCCACUGGUCCCUGAUUACUGUCGACGUCUCCAAGCAAAAUAUUAACUUCUAUGAUUCCCAAGGAAUAUUGUUCAAGUUUGCUGUUGAUAAUAUUUUGAAAUACAUGAUAGCUGAGGCAAAGGAGAAAAAGCAAGCUGCUUUUCAGAAAGGCUGGAAGAUGACCGUCAACAAGGGUAUUCCACAACAGAAGAAUGAUAAUGACUGUGGGGUUUUUGUUUUAGAGUACUGUAAGUGCCUGGCAUUUAAAGAACCACUUCGCUUCACGCAAGAGGACAUGCCUAAAGUGCGCAAACGGAUUUACAAAGAACUCUGUGACUGUAAACUCACUGACUUUCAAAACAAAGUUGAAGCUUAAACGCGCUCUUUUGCUCAUUUGCUGUAAAUAGACUUCUUACUUUUUACUGUGGGAGACGACCUGUACCUCACGGUUACAUGCCAGGAGAGAUCUUAGAUUAUGAAUCUGGGCAAGGAACAGACUGAAGAUGGUCAGCUGUCCUGGUCAGUCACCGAUUCAGGUCGAGUGUGAUGAUGGCGAGUAUUGGCUGCUGACAGGAUUCCUAAUAUUCGUUGUGGUAACCUCAUAAAGGUUCUUUUGUACGUGUACCUAAAGCCUCUACAGCUCAAACAGGUUCAUCUUUAUUGCAAUUAAAGUGAUUUUGUCAGGUUUCAUUUCCACAUACAGUAUAUGCAGUGUGAGCUGUAGAGCAUGUGACUUUGAAGGAUCAGCAUUUUAUAUUAGUGACUGCACAUUUAAUGCAGUACCAACACAAUAAAAAGAAUCCAGGCUUUUAAAUGAAUGUACUGUUAGAAGUGAAGAACUGUUUCCACCAAACUGUUUUGACAGAAUCUUUAGUUCGUUUUAAAUCCUCUCAGACUGAUCGUGUCCUGUUAAAACUUGUUAGCAAAUUAUUUGGGCGUCGUUUUUAUCUUUUGUACUCUGUUAGAAGCACUCUAGACACUUUUUUAAUCGCAGCUUCAUACGACAGUUUCUGUAGCGUGUAGUAUUAUGUAUUGCUCUGUUGCAAAUUCAAUAAGGUGUUUUAAGGUCACGUUCAAAUCGACGUGUAGUUGAUAUACCUGUACAUUGUCCGUUCAAGUUUAUUUGGACUGAUCUGACUGUGUUACAUGGACAAAAUAAUGAUUCGAUCAUACAGGUUUUGACAUUUAUCUGAUCAAUCAACCAGAUUGUUUGCUGGAUGUCAUUUUUCAAAUAGAUUAUGUCUGUAUUCUGUUUCAGAUUAUUAGAAAUUUAAGCUACUUAGAUUUUUGUCAAAGCAAUCAGGUCACUUCAUUUCAUUCUAUCAUAUUACUUUCAAAUUUUUACAACUGCACACAUGCGGAAACACACCUUGUAUAUGAAUACCCUGGACAGGGCACCAAUCCAUCACAGUGCCCGUCACGUUUAAUAAAUACAAGUGAAUGAUAAAUAAUGAAUAAUUUGACUUUAAUCUCAAUAGGUCAUGUGAAUACAGAGCAGCACUUGGGUCCUGGGUUUGAUAUUCAUCUCCAGCGUGUGCUCUACGUGUGUCCAAGUGGGUUUCCUCCCACUUCUCAAAAGCAUAGAGUAGGUGGAUUGGCUACUAUAAAUUGCCCCUUAGAUGUUAAUGAAUGAGUAAAUGGAUCAGAGACCUAUCUAUGGUGUACUUCCGCUUACACAAAAUCUUUUCAGGUACUGUUGGACCCACUGUGACCCAUAUCAGGAUUAAGCUGUUUUUGAAGAAAACGAUGUAGGUUUGUGGAACCCAGUAACUUGAUUGUGAAUCAUGAUCAGCUCAAAUCAUUGCAGACAGACAUGCAUUAUUUUGAGAGACCUACUUGUGUAAAGACUGGCACAUACGACAGACAGAAACUGUAAUUAAAAUUGCCUUAUGUUGUAAAAUAAAAGGGCAGCUGGGUAACUUAGUGGUUAAGGUACUGAACCAAUAAUCAGAAGUUUGACAAAUUGCCAACGUUGAUCCCUUAACCCUCAGCUGCUUGCACUGCAUAUAGGUCAUGACUGUAAGUCACUUUGGAUAUGUGUCUGAUAAAUGGCAAAAAAGGUUAUAAACAAGGAAUUCCUAUGUGGCAGCAGUGUAGUUUGGAAUAGAUACAUUUUCAGAUUGUGCCCCAUAUAUUUUUCAUUUAGAUCAGCCAGAUUUACUGCAUUCUUGGUUACUUGACAUGUAACUACAAAUUAUGACCUCAUUGAAAUGCCAGUUUCCUUUUGUUCUACUACUGUAUUGUCAUUAUUUAAACAACCACAUAAAACUGUUAUUAGUAACCUA
Trichomycterus rosablanca is the source of this 3735-nucleotide messenger RNA. RefSeq names its product SUMO specific peptidase 5 (gene senp5). Gene Ontology annotation, biological process: protein desumoylation; proteolysis. Gene Ontology annotation, molecular function: deSUMOylase activity. The transcript has 10 exons. The coding region runs from base 282 to 1826 and encodes 514 amino acids. The record is from RefSeq and is a predicted model, not a curated record. NCBI's taxonomy places the organism in Eukaryota, Metazoa, Chordata, Actinopteri, Siluriformes, Trichomycteridae. Gene Ontology annotation, cellular component: nucleus.